CUAUUUAUUUACCGCCCAAUGAAGAUUCCACAGACUUGGCAUGGAAGUCAUAAACAUUCAGAGCUGAAAACCAAAAACAAUUAAAAAGCAAAAUAAUUUAUAAUUAAUGAUACAAAACCUAUCAAAUUUAAAGAUUCCACAAAAAAAACUCAGUGUUGUCUCUCUCUAUCUCUAUCUCUAUCUCCUUCACCCCGCUCUCUCUCUAUCUUAAUAUCUGUUUUGCGUGCUCGCUCAGAUCUGAACAGAGACAUAAACUGAAGAUGACUGACCGAGUCUUCCCUGCUUCAAAGCCACCAACCGCCACUAACGGAGUUCCACCCGGUGCUAACUCAGCACCUCCUCCUCCUGCUCCAACUACCGUUAACGGUAACGGAACAUCCAACGGCAUGUCUAACCAGAAACCUCAAGUCUACAUUCCAGCUAACCGUCCGGUUUACCGCCCACAGCCUUACAGCCGCCAUCACCACCACCAAUCUCGUCCAAGCUGCCGGCGAGUUUGCUGCUGCUGCUGUUUCUGGUCCAUCUUAAUCUUCCUUCUCCUCGCUCUCAUGGCCGCAAUAGCCGCCACCGCCGUGUACGUGAUCUACCACCCUCGUCCUCCGUCGUUCUCCGUCCCGUCGCUUCGAAUCAGCCGCGUGAACCUCACCACCGCCUCGGAUACUUCCGUCUCCCACCUCUCUUCCUUCUUCAACUUCACCUUACUCUCCGAGAAUCCUAACCAGCACCUAACCUUCUCCUACCAUCCCCUCGCCGUCACCGUCAAGUCAGCGAAAUCAGGUGAGACGCUUGCGAACGGAACGGUCCCGGCCUUCUUUAGUGAUAACAAGAACAAGACGACGUUUCGCGGCGUGAUCGCGACGUCUACGUCGGCGCGUGAGCUGGAUCCGGAAGAAGCUCGGCAUCUGAAGACAGAUCUGACGAGGCCGCGCGUGGGGUUGGAGAUAGAGAUGCGGACGAAGGUGAAAAUGCAGAUGGGGAAGGUGAAGAGCGAAGGAGUGGAGAUCAAAGUGACGUGUCGAGGAUACGAAGGGACGGUGCCUAAAGGUAAAACUCCGACCGUGGCGACAUCGAAACAAAGUAAGUGUAAGUCUGAUCUUAGGGCAACAUUAUCAAUAGGUCCCCAAAUGAAAGUCCAAUCCAUGGCAGAGAAGCUGGAGCCGGCGAAGGUUUUGUACUGCGGAGUUUGCUCUCUUCCAGCUGAAUACUGCGAGUUCGGUCCCGAUUUCGGAAGAUGCAAGCCAUGGCUCGUCGAAAACGCACCCGAUCUCUAUCCUGAUCUCCUCAAAGAGGCUAAUGAGAAGGCAGCAGAUAAUGUCUCCGACAAACUCCAGUCCGUUGGAAUCUCUUCCGGUGGCGCUGAUGGUGCUCCCUCUUCAUCUCAGUCUGGAGGGACAUCAAAGAAGGAGGAAGCGAAGCGCCUUCCGGGAGGGAAACUAAAAAAGAAAGAUAGACAAGAAGUUAUUAUUGAAAAGGUUGUGCGCAACAAGCGCAAGUCUAUCACCAUCGUGAAAGGACUAGAACUGUUUGGCAUAAAACUCAGUGACGCGUCUAAAAAGCUUGGGAAGAAGUUUGCCACUGGAGCAUCAGUUGUCAAGGGACCAACUGAAAAGGAGCAGAUUGAUGUUCAAGGGGAUAUAAUCUAUGACAUCGUUGAGUUCAUUACAGACACUUGGCCCGACGUACCUGAGAGAUCCAUUUUCUUCAUUGAAGAUGGGAAGAAGGUUCAAGCUGGUUGAUGACCACCUCUGCCCUGAGUUUUUUUUUUUUGGCAUGGCAGGUUCAUGUGUUUGGUGGAAACGCUACGAGAUAAUAACUUGCAACGUAACGUAUAGUUGAAUUAUCAUAUACUAUUUUCUUUCUUCGGUUGUGAUAAUCCCUGUCAGGUUUCUCCAAGCAUCUCUGUUUAUGACAUUUAAAAUGUGCUUUGAAAUGAGGACUGAUUUCUUUA
Messenger RNA from Brassica rapa (field mustard), 1948 nucleotides. RefSeq lists its product as uncharacterized. NCBI's taxonomy places the organism in Eukaryota, Viridiplantae, Streptophyta, Magnoliopsida, Brassicales, Brassicaceae. The record is from RefSeq and is a predicted model, not a curated record. Gene Ontology annotation, molecular function: translation initiation factor activity. Gene Ontology annotation, biological process: defense response to other organism; translational initiation. Gene Ontology annotation, cellular component: plasma membrane.